Molecule: messenger RNA, 1706 nt
Organism: Plodia interpunctella (Indianmeal moth)
Lineage: Eukaryota; Metazoa; Arthropoda; Insecta; Lepidoptera; Pyralidae
Product: putative inorganic phosphate cotransporter
Exons: 8
Coding region: 121-1668 (515 amino acids)
Biological process (GO): monoatomic anion transport; transmembrane transport
Cellular component (GO): plasma membrane
Molecular function (GO): transmembrane transporter activity
Source: RefSeq, a predicted model, not a curated record
ACAAUGAAGAUCAUACACACAUCGACACAUGUCAUGUGGUUCUCGACAAUCUGAGCUGAGGCUUGUGCAUCGAUAUUUAAAACAGUUAAAUAAUGUUUUUGAUGUGAUUGAACUAAGAUAAUGACACUCAAAGGAUGGCGGUACAUUCUCAACAGGGCGUUAUUUAUUCCUCAGCGCUAUGUCUUGGGGGUUAUGGGUCUUUUUGCUUUAGCAAAUUCUUUCACAAUGCGUGUCUGUCUAAGUAUGACGAUCACUCAAAUGGUUGUUCACGUGGAGUCCUCGGAACACAUUGUCGGAGAAACCUGCCCAGAUCCCGAAUAUACGGCUAAUUCGAACGUUACUAAUGUAACUGCUGUUAUUAUAGACAAUCAUGACCGUUAUGACUGGAGUGAGUCCACUCAAGGGUUCUUAUUAAGUGCUUUCUACUACGGCUACAUUCUAACACAUCUACCAGGGGGUCUUCUUGCUGAAAAAUUUGGAGGGAAAUGGACUGUCGGUGUGGGUUUACUCGUUACUUCCCUGGCCACUAUAGUUUCUCCUUUGGCUGUGAAGUUUGGGGGCGCUACUGGACUGUUCUUCAUAAGAGCCCUUGAAGGCGCUGGAGAGGGUCCAGUGACACCGGCGUUUGUACUACUGUUAGCUCGAUGGAUACCUCCGAGCGAGAGAUCUAGACUGGGAGCUAUGAUAUUCGGUGGAGCCCAAAUAGGAAAUAUUUUGGGACCUUAUCUUUCGGGACUUCUGUUAGCUGAUGGCGGAAGCUGGCAUAAUGUCUUUUACGUUUUUGGGGGGUUAGGUCUAAUUUGGUUUAUAUUUUGGGCCAUGCUUUGCUACAAUACCCCGAAUUCGCAUCCGUUUAUUAGUGAUGAAGAAAAAGAAUAUCUAAAUAAAACCGUGAUUGCUUCUGGUCUCCACAAAAAAUUGGAUCCUGUGCCGUUCAAAGCCAUCUUACGGUCAGCUCCCCUUUGGGUGUUAGUAAUGGCAGCUAUAGGCCAUGACUGGGGUUACUUCACAAUGAUCACCGACCUUCCUAAGUACUUUUCUGACGUUCUCAAGUUCAAUAUCAAAGAGACUGGUCUGAUGUCCGCGCUACCAUACAUAGCAAUGUAUAUUUUCUCCUUCAUAUUUGCCAGUCUAUGUGAUUUGUGUGUGAAAAAGAAAUGGCAUUCCAUUGGCACUGGAAGAAAAAUUUAUACUACUGUUUCGUCUACUUUGCCGGCAGUUUUUAUUAUUCUGGCCUCGUAUUCAGGAUGCGACAAGAUGGUUGCCGUGGGGUUAUUCAUAGCCUCCAUGGCCUUUAUGGGAGGAUUCUACAGCAGUGUCAAGAUCAAUGCUUUGGACAUCGCGCCGAACUAUGCUGGCACCUGCUCUGCUUUGGUGAAUGGACUUGGUGCCAUCAGUGGCGUGAUCACGCCGUAUCUGAUUGGGUUGUUGACACCUGAUCAAACAAUAACGCAGUGGCGUAUGGCAUUUUGGACUGUAUUCGUAGUGUUAAUAGCGACUAAUUUGCUGUACGUCAUUUGGGGUUCAGGCGAUCCUCAAUGGUGGGAUGACGUGGACAAAUAUGGCUAUCCCUCGGACUGGAAGCACGGACCUUUAAGGAAAAACAAUGAUAUGGAGAAGAAAAUUGUGUACCCUAAGCAUGACCAUUCACCGAUUUCUGUAGACUAAAUAAAUGUAAUCGUUAUUAAAUAUAUUUUUAUAAGAGA